Messenger RNA from Rotaria socialis, 1560 nucleotides. Lineage: Eukaryota; Metazoa; Rotifera; Eurotatoria; Philodinida; Philodinidae. The record is from the annotation of a GenBank genome assembly.
AUGGAGAAUCCUUUAUAUCAGUUGAGAUCAACAGCACCUAUGACUGACGACUCGACCGGUCAAGUCAAAAUUUCGUUUGGCUCAACUGUUCUAUCUGUUGAUGAUCCAAAAGCAGUACAACAGACACCCUUUGAUUUAUUUCAAUACAAACUUCGUCGUUUAAUCGAGAGUAUUGGCUUCCGAUUGGUGAUCGCAAUUUUAUUUGUCUCCGAUUUAGUUAUUAUUAUUAUUUCUACAAUACUGGGAUUCCGAGAUAAGGAUUCUUCUGUAUUGGAUAUAAUUAGUUUAAUUCUUUCUGUUAUUUUUAUGUUGGACAUUGCACUUCGUAUUAUUGCUCAAGGACGUGAAUUUUUUCAAAAAAAACUCGAAAUACUCGAUUUAGUUGUGAUGAGCGCCGGUCUUAUUGUUAAUAUUGUAGUUAUGAGUACGGCCGUCAACCAUGAACAAGGCCAAGUUGCAAAAGUUGUUGUUAUACCACGUCUAUUUCGAGUAUUCAAUUUAAUUCGAACAAUUCGUGUUCUCCGUCAUCGAGAACACUUGAAAACUGGUUCUCGUCAUUUAAUUGGACAAAAUAAGAAACGAACUAUUGGCAAUGGAUUUGAUUUGGAUUUAUGUUCUAUAAGUGAUAGAAUCAUUGCUAUGUCGUUUCCAAGUAAAGGCACAGAUGCUUUUUUUCGAAAUGAUAUUGUUGAUGUCAGUCAUUAUCUCGAUCUAACAUAUGGCGAACAUUAUCGUGUGUACAAUCUAUGCAGCGAACGCUUUUACAAUACAGCUUUCUUUCAUGAUCGAGUUGAACGAAUUCUAAUUGAUGAUCAUAAUGUACCAAGAUUAAAUGAUACGAUUCGAAUGGCAGAUUCGGUUACUGAAUGGUUUGAACAAAAUGAAAAAAAUGUUAUUGCUGUUCAUUGUAAAGGUGGCAAAGGUCGAACAGGUACAAUGAUAUCUGUUGCUCUAUUAAAAUCUGGUGUUUGUCAAACGGCUACGGAAGCAUUGACUUUAUUUGCGGAAGGUCGAACAGAUCUUCGCGAAGGUAAACAAUUUCAAGGAGUUGAAACACCUUCUCAAACACGUUAUGUUGGUUAUUAUGAAAAAAUCCUUCACGUUUACAAUCAUCAUAUGCCACCAACAAAAAUCUUGAAACUAAAAGCAAUUGUUAUCAGAUGCAUAGCAAGCGUUGGCAAUGGCGAUGGUAGUGAUUUAUUCUUUACAGUCGGAAAUUAUGAUGAAUUAUUAGGAAGAUUUCAAUUGGCUCAAGAUAAUAAACUUGAUAUCAAUUGUUGCAAGAACGACCACAAUAAGGGAGAAGAUACAAUAACUAUUUCAGACAUUCGUUUAUCUUCGUUGAAAGGAGAUGUUAAAAUAAUGUUCUUUUCAACAAAUAAAAAAGUACCAAAAAACUAUGAUAAUUGCGCGUUUUAUUUUUGGUUUAAUACAUCCUUUAUUGAAAAUAAUUCGCUUUUAUUAAAACGUGACGAAUUGGAUAAUCCGCAUAAAUCAAAAACAUGGCAUAUCUUUCAGGAAAAAUUUUCCGUUCUACUCGUAUUCGAGAGUGACCAGUAG